Molecule: messenger RNA, 4738 nt
Organism: Thalassophryne amazonica
Lineage: Eukaryota; Metazoa; Chordata; Actinopteri; Batrachoidiformes; Batrachoididae
Gene: plekhg3
Product: pleckstrin homology domain-containing family G member 3
Exons: 19
Coding region: 164-4444 (1426 amino acids)
Molecular function (GO): guanyl-nucleotide exchange factor activity
Source: RefSeq, a predicted model, not a curated record
UACCAGCCGGCGCGCUCUGCGCCGUGCGCGCGCACACACACACGCACGCUGAGUUCUUCCGAGCUCGACGAAAAACUCCUAACUUUAAAGUCUGUCUGGUGACGUCACGCCGAGCUGCUGUUAGAAAAGUGAGGUUGUCUUUGGGUCCUGAGGUUUUGGUGCCAUGCCUGAAGGAUUUCACAGCUCCAACCAUGAGGUCCCCACAAGUGACGAGUCCCCCCACCUGUCCACGGCUUCCAUCAGUAGCAGUGAGCGCGCUCCAUCAGCCACGCCCUCUGAGUCCUCUGAUCUACCCUCUUCCGGCUGCCGCCCGGUGAGCCUGGUCUCCACGCUGUCCUCGGGAUCUGGAUCUUCGCGUGACGAUGUCCUUGCUGCAAUGCCAUCAGCCCAAGUCUCUGAUCCUGACAUUGUUUUGGGUCUAAGGCCUGCAGAGGGCGCUGCAGAUGCUGAUUGGACUCUUUCAGGGAUCAGUCUGAUCCAGGAUCACAGGAAACGGAUCUCGACACAGACACGAGCAGCCAGUCACCACCAGGUGGCGUCUGCAGCCAGAAGAAUGGCCCCAAAAUCUGAUUUGAGUUACUUGGACCGUGUCAUUAUGGAAAUCAUCGAGACAGAGCGAAUGUACGUUCGAGAUCUGCGCAUGAUCGUGGAGGACUACCUGGCUCACAUCAUCGAUCAGACUGAUCUGUCCAUCCGUCCUGAGCAGGUCUGCGCUCUGUUCGGGAACAUCGAGGACAUCUACGAGUUCAACAGCGAGCUGCUUCAGGCUCUGGACCUCUGCAACAAUGACCCCGUGGCCAUCGCCAGGUGCUUUGUCAUGAAGAGUGAGUACUUUGAGAUCUACACACAGUACUGCACGAACUACCCAAAUUCGGUGGCUUCACUAACGGAGUGCUUGAGGAAUAAAUCUCUGGCCAGAUUUUUUCGUGAACGUCAGGUGGUGCUGAAGUGUUCACUGCCUUUGGGUUCAUACCUGCUCAAACCGGUUCAGAGGAUCCUGAAAUACCACCUGCUGCUCCAGGAGAUCGCGAAGCACUUUGACCCAGAGGAGGAGGGAUACGAGGUUCUGGAGGACGCCAUCUACACCAUGACCGCAGUGGCGUGGUACAUCAACGACAUGAAGAGGAAACACGAGCACGCCGUCAGACUGCAGGAAGUUCAGUCGCUGCUGUUGAACUGGAAAGGUCCUGACCUCACCACCUACGGCGAGCUGGUACUGGAGGGAACCUUCAAGGUCCAUCGAGCCAAGAACGAGCGGACGCUCUUCCUGUUUCAGCGCAUGCUGCUCAUCACCAAGCGCCGCUGCGAGCACUUCAUCUACAAGGCGCACAUCUCUUGCUCCACCCUCAUGCUGGUCGAGAGUGCCAAAGACUCCACCAGCUUCAGCGUCACGCAUUACAAACACCCCAAACAGCCACACACCGUCCAGGCAAAAACCCUGGAGGAGAAGAAACUGUGGGCUCACCACAUCAAACGCCUGAUCCUGGAGAACCACCACGCCGUCAUCCCGCAGAAGGCGAAGGAGGCCAUCUUAGAAAUGGAUUCUUUUUGUCCUUCUGGGUAUCGUUUCAGUCCUGAGCGGCUGAGAAAAGUUCUGUCCUGUCAGUCCAAUGAGUUUACACGAGAAGGUCGCCAGGGACGACGGCAGUCAGAACCAAUCAAACGCAUCCUGAAGAUCAACAAAGCGACGCCAAAGCAUGCAGACAGUGAUGGCACGUUACCAGGACACAGGCACAGCCUGCAGCUCGCCAUCAGCAAAGAGGAAGCUCGCCCGCAUGAAGCAGGGGCAGAGCUUGCCAGCAAGAAGGACUCUCAUGAACAUCUGAGCUACAGCGAGGAGGAAGAGCCUCAGGAGACGACCAGUCAGCCGGCAUGUGAGAACGAAUCAGACGAGAUGAUCCUGGAGGAUGACCAGGUAGCUGACUUCACCAGCUCCAUGCUGGCCGCCAUUUCCUCCUGGCACUACAGGGUGAAGACUUUGUUUUCCCCGGGUGUGAUCACGGACUUUGAUUAUGAAGAUGUUUCUUCCAGCAGUCACAGUCACCUGCCCGAGGAUGAAGAACCAACAGGAAGUGAAGCAACAUGUGAUGAGCCUCCUGCAGAUGUUCUGCAGCAGGAGGAAACAUAUGAGUUUGGUCCAAUAGGAAGCCCUGAAACCGAAGCCUCCUCAGAUCCAGACCGCUCUUCUGUCAGUGGGUCCAGGAUUUCAGAUUCCCUUCUAGGAUCACAAGCUCUGGAACCAGAGUCCAGAAAGGAACCAUCCUCCACUACACCUGAGUCAGAUUCCAAAACCUUAAGCAGUGGAACAUCUUCAGAGGAUGAGGAUGAUGGGGAAGCAGUAGGCAAGGACAGUGAACCAUCCAGCAUUCUACCUUCCUCUGUCUUGGACAAAGCCAGCACCAUUGCUCAGCACUUUACCAACAGUAUUAAAAGAGGAAGCCUUCCCAUGGACGAUGCACGAUCCCUUAGCAGUGCGUCACCACGGUUACACCGGAGGACCAGCAGCAACCUCAGCCUCAGUGCUGAAUUCAGUGACCAACCUUUGCAGCUCUACAGCAGCUAUUCUGAGCCUGCGGAGAACUUUAGUAUGACAGACAUGACCCUGGUUUCUCCUCAGGAUGAUUCCCUCUUUGAUUCUGACCGUGGCCUUCGGCGGAGACGGGACUCAACCCUCUCGAAACAAGACCAGCUUCUGAUUGGAAAAAUCAGGAGUUACUAUGAGAAUGCCAGCAAUCAGGAUGCUACCUUCGGUCUGCAGCGCCGGGAGAGCCUGACUUACAUUCCAGCGGGGCUCGUCAAGAGCUCCAUUAGCCGGUUCAACAGCAUCCCAAAGGAUGAGGAUGAAGCAGUGGAAGAACAACUUUCACAAACUGUCCAGGAAAGUAAGUCUGGUGCAAACACAUCCUGCUUUCUCAAUCCCCUGAAACUGAAAACAGACACUUGUUUUUCUUCAGAAUCUUUGGGACCAGUGGACUCAAGUGUUUCUGUGGAUUCAUUAAAGAUGGAUCAUAGAAGCCCAGAAAUGGAAAACCUCUGUCUUAAUACUGGACCAAGUCUUGAAUCCAGCUCUCAGGACAUACUGCAGAAGAAGGUUGAGGAUGACGAUUUCAGACCUUCUUUGAAAAUGAUAAAGGUCUGGCAGGCAAUGGAGCAAGACCUCACCAGAUCCCACAACCCCCUGAGACUAGCCAGAACAACCCCUGUGGACAACACAAAUAAGAAUUGUGAGCAAAAAUGCUUAAAGUCUGACUUAAGCUCCAUCACAGAAGAAUCCACAAGCCUGUCGCCUUUCAAGUACAAAUCCUCUAGAGUGAACAGUACAGUGAAUGUAAAGAACACCCUCAACGGGUUUGGGGAAGAGUCAGUCCCAGCUCUGAUUCCUUGUUUCAAACAAUUAAAAACUGAGGCAGAGGGAAAGAGAAGUCAAUAUGAGGAAUCAAAUCAGGUUGAUAGUGCAGAAAAGGCAAACAGGACAGUCCUCCAUCUGGCCCGUCAGUACAGCCAGCGCCUCAGAACCACCAAACUGGUGGUCAGGCAGCAAAGCCACACCAUCCUGACCAGAAAGAAGAGCCUCCUCAGUGUGUUUGAGGAAAACGAGAUUUCAGGUACAUCCAGCUUGCCUGGGACACUGGUUUCACUCAGUCCUAUUACUGGCGGACCUUUAAACCUGAAAGGCCAAUGUCCACGUCCCACCCACGCCACCAACUCUUGGGUCACACCUCCAGCCCAGGCUUGUUCUCCAAGCCCUACAAGCCCUCCUCCUGCUGAGGGAUUCAGCUGGCCCCACGUCCGUGAACUGUGCUCCAGAUACACCACCAAAGACCUCUACCACAUCCAGAAUCAAAUGAUUCCAGGAAAAACUGCUUUAAGAAGAAGCUCCAGCUGCUCGUUGAGUUUCCUUGAUGCAGAUGGACUUUCAGACAAUGUUCCUGCUUACAAACCUCAUGUCAGCGACGAGGAAUGCAGCCGACACCUUCACAUAGCCAAUUCUCUGGACCCCCAUCAUAGAGGAGUCCAGCAGGACCAGUUGCAGGGUCUUCACCACCAUGUUGCCAACAACAUCUGUGACGAUUAUUACAUUGCUGCUAAGGCACCGUUAGCAAAUGACCCUAACCACAACAUAAUCAUAUUUGAGAAGCUUCCAGGUUCCUGCUCAGGACGAGCUGAAGAAGAAGCUGAUGACAGCUAUGUUCAGAUCCGUUCACCAACCAGCAGGGAGAAGAUCUCCCUCGUGGCUGUUAUGGAGCGAUGUCGGGCCUAUCAGGAAUCUGAGCAGAAACAAAGAGAUGAUUCCAGACCCAAAACUGAGUCAGUCACGCCACCAGAGGUUUAUAAGAAGACACUGCACCCUAGUGACCAGUGUGUGUCUGGCACAAGGAGUCCAAAGACCGGUCAGCAGAACAUUGUGAAGAAUCUGAGGGAAAAAUUCCAAAGUUUCAGCUGAAAGAUUCAGAAGGCUAAAAGCAGUUUUAGUGACGGUGUUCCUGAGUGUCACCUGAGGACUCUGGAGUUAUGAGCUGUGAUUAAAGCAGGUCCAGGACAGGUGGUGUCCAGGACCAAAGCUGGACUUAAAGUCACACUUUGUGACUGUGGACUUUUCGGACCACAGCUCACCUUUAACUUUUCCUCUGUUUUCUUCAGAACACCAGGAAAAAACAAACUCUAUGAAUGAUGUGAAACUAAGUCCUGAUACGUAGCUGAAGUUUUUUUUCUUGUGCUAAUUAAACAGAUAUUUCAC